Molecule: messenger RNA, 1591 nt
Organism: Cynara cardunculus var. scolymus (artichoke)
Lineage: Eukaryota; Viridiplantae; Streptophyta; Magnoliopsida; Asterales; Asteraceae
Product: UDP-arabinose 4-epimerase 1-like
Exons: 10
Coding region: 138-1388 (416 amino acids)
Biological process (GO): beta-D-galactose catabolic process via UDP-galactose, Leloir pathway
Cellular component (GO): cytosol
Molecular function (GO): UDP-glucose 4-epimerase activity
Source: RefSeq, a predicted model, not a curated record
GUGAUUCAAAAAACCUACACACAGAGAACGACGAUUCACAACAAACACCAUUCGUCUGUCCUAUGCUUUCUUCCCUCUUUCAAUCGCACAGCAGUUUAAUCACCAAUAGUUAAUUUCACAUAGGGAUUCUUCUACAAAUGCUGAACUUUAACAAGUCAAGAUCUCAAGCACGGCCUAACAGGUCCUAUGCUUUAGGAGGCAUGGAUCAUACAGAGCCAAACAAGAAGAAAGGUUUCGUGAGAAAGAUUAUUUUGGCUAUAGCCCUUGUAGGAUUAUGCAUUUUUAUGCUCAAACAAUCCCCAUCUUUCAAGAGCCCUAACGUCUUCUCUCGGCACGAAACAGGGGUUACCCACGUGUUGGUAACUGGAGGUGCUGGCUAUAUUGGUUCUCAUGCUUCACUACGGCUUUUAAAAGAGUCUUAUCGUGUGACUAUAGUGGACAAUCUCUCUCGUGGAAACCUAGGUGCUGUCAAAGUACUUCAAGAAUUGUUCCCAGAACCUGGGAGACUUCAAUUCAUUUAUGCAGAUUUGGGCGAUCCAAAAGCCGUGAACAAAAUCUUUUCUGAAAAUGCAUUUGAUGCAGUGAUGCAUUUUGCAGCAGUUGCAUAUGUUGGGGAAAGUACCCUUGAUCCACUAAAAUAUUAUCACAAUAUCACAUCAAAUACGUUGGUGGUAUUGGAGGCAAUGGCAGCACACAAUGUUAAUACUCUGAUAUACUCGAGCACAUGUGCUACAUAUGGGGAGCCGGAGAAGAUGCCCAUUACAGAAGAAACUCCUCAGCACCCAAUUAAUCCUUACGGGAAAGCCAAAAAGAUGUCGGAAGAUAUUAUUCAGGAUUUCCAUAAAAAUUCAGACAUGGCGGUCAUGAUUUUAAGAUACUUCAAUGUGAUUGGGUCAGAUCCAGAUGGAAGGUUAGGAGAAGCACCGAGACCUGAAUUACGUGAACAUGGAAGAAUUUCAGGUGCAUGCUUCGAUGCAGCACGUGGGAUUACCAACGGGCUCAAGGUUCGAGGAACAGAUUAUAAAACCCCAGAUGGGACUUGCAUACGUGACUACAUUGACGUGACUGAUCUAGUUGAUGCUCAUGUAAAAGCACUCGAGAACUCAAAACCUGGACAAGUCGGAAUCUACAAUGUUGGUACAGGAAAAGGCAGAUCAGUUAAAGAGUUUGUGGAAGCUUGUAAGAAGGCAACAGGGGUAUCAAUUAAAGUAGACUACUUGCCACGUCGACCUGGUGACUAUGCGGAAGUAUUCAGCGACCCAUCAAAGAUCCUCCGUGAACUGAAAUGGUCGGCACAAUACACGGAUUUAGAAAAGAGUUUGCAGGUUGCAUGGAAAUGGCAGAAAUUGCACCAUAACGGAUACGGUCCCUCAAACCCUUCUUUUUAAGACCAGAUUUCAUUUGGUGGUUGAUUUUGGCAUGAGUGAUUGAUUAGGUUGGUUUAAUAUUGUGAAAAUAGGGGUUCAGGCUUAGGCUUUAUUUUUUCACAUAUGAUUAUUUACUACAUACAUAUAUUAGGAAGAAAACUGGUUACUGAAGAGAUCUCACAAAUAAUUACCUCUGGUUUUAUGGUUUACAAAGUUAACUUAUA